Pecten maximus is the source of this 4348-nucleotide messenger RNA. Its product is annotated as NAD(P) transhydrogenase, mitochondrial-like. Lineage: Eukaryota; Metazoa; Mollusca; Bivalvia; Pectinida; Pectinidae. Gene Ontology annotation, biological process: proton transmembrane transport; NADPH regeneration. The record is from RefSeq and is a predicted model, not a curated record. Gene Ontology annotation, molecular function: NADP binding; NAD binding. Bases 138 to 3350 code for a protein of 1070 amino acids. Gene Ontology annotation, cellular component: mitochondrial inner membrane. The transcript has 16 exons.
AUGUGAGUUGAAGUAGAGUUUUGAUUGGUUAACCGCCCAUUGCCUUCAUAGCAGCCAUAAGACCGGCGAUUUCUCGUACAAGACUGCAGAGAUCUUGAGUCAAAUGUGGCUCUAAAUUCUUGUAGUAGUUGACCAAGAUGCUGUUCCGGGCCAGACAGGGCACUGCCCUAUUCCUGAACCUCGGAGGAAAUGCUCACAAGUUCUCCUUACAGUGUACGCGGGGCUUCCGCCAGGCUGCAAAACAAUACUGCCAGAAGGUCGAGGAGAAGACAGUCUCUGGGACACCAUACAAAAAUCUUACGAUAGGUGUUCCUCGGGAAGUGUUCCCUAAUGAAAAACGUGUGGCUCUCAGUCCAGUGGCAGUGGCCAACCUUACUAAAAAGGGCUUCAAUGUUAACAUAGAAAAGGGAGCGGGACUCGAAGCCAAAUUUUUAGACAGCGACUAUGAAGCAUCAGGUGCCAAAAUCACAUCACUCAAUGACGCAUUUAAAUCGGACAUCGUUCUUAAGGUGCGAGCACCCGAGGUGAGCGAGAUCCCAAACUUCAAGGACAAUGCCACGCUCAUCAGUUUUGUUUACCCGAAACAAAACACUGAUCUUGUGCAACAGCUUACAUCCAAGAAGCUCAAUGUAUUUGCAAUGGACAUGGUGCCCAGGAUCUCUCGAGCACAGGUGUUUGACGCACUCAGCUCCAUGGCAAACAUUGCUGGAUAUAAAGCUGUAGUGGAAUCGGCUAACAACUUUGGCAGGUUCUUCACAGGUCAGAUCACUGCGGCUGGUAAAGUGCCACCUGCCAAGGUUUUCAUCAUAGGAGGAGGUGUGGCAGGGCUUUCUGCCGUCGGAACUGCCAAAAACAUGGGUGCCAUCGUCCGUGCCUAUGAUGUUCGUCCAGCUGUAAAGGAACAGGUGGAAUCACUGGGAGGCGAGUUUCUGGAGGUGUCCGUUCAAGAAUCAGGAGCAGGAGAGGGAGGUUAUGCCAAAGAUCUCAGUGAGAUGUCAAAGGAGUUCCAAGAUGCACAGAAAGCAUUGUAUGCCAAACAGUGUAAGGAUGUAGACAUUGUCAUCACAACAGCUUUAGUGCCAGGCAAACGUGCACCAAUCCUCAUCUCCAAGGAAAUGGUUGAUGCCAUGAAGCCUGGUUCUGUGGUGGUGGAUCUGGCUGCUGAGGCUGGUGGUAACAUCGAAACCAUCAAGCCAGGAGAGUUGUACCGUUACAAUGACGUGACACAUGUCGGCUACACUGACCUGCCCAGUCGACUACCCACACAGUCCAGCACACUGUACGCCAACAACAUCUCCAAGCUGCUGCUUUCCUUCGGAGAGAAGGAACACUUCAACAUCAACCUAGAGGAUGAAGUAGUGCGUGGAUCUAUCGUCAUGCAGAAUGGCAAUAUUCUGCCUCCCGCCCCUCCACCCAAGUUGGACGCAGUAGCUCCUAAACCAGCCGCAGCAGCAGUCAAGGUUGAACCCCCACCGCCACUGGACAAGAGAGCUCAGACGAUGCGCGAGGCAAUGGCAUACACAGUAGGACUGACUGGAGCUGUAGGACUUGGAACACUGUCACCAAACCCUGCCUUUACUACUAUGUUUGCUACAUUCAGUUUGGCAGGAAUCGUAGGUUACCACACGGUAUGGGGAGUAACCCCUGCUCUCCAUUCCCCACUCAUGUCCGUCACCAAUGCCAUUUCUGGAACGACGGCAGUUGGAGGUCUCCUACUGAUGGGUGGUGGCUACGCUCCCACCAACUCAAUGGAAGUGUUCGCUGCGACCGCUACGUUCCUCUCCGCCAUCAACAUCGGGGGUGGCUUUACUGUCACACAGAGAAUGCUUGACAUGUUCAAGCGUCCAACUGACCCCAAGGAAUACAACACUCUGUACAUGAUACCUGGGGCAUCAUUCAUUGGAUCUUAUGGUCUAGCUCUGAAGAUGGGAGAAUAUCCAGAUGUCCACCAGAUGGUGUAUUUGGCAUCAGGAUUGUGCUGUGUUGGAGCCUUAACAGGACUUGCUUCACAAAAGACUGCACGAGUGGGUAAUGCACUAGGAAUGAUUGGAGUGGCUGGAGCACUCGGAGGAACUCUAGGAAUCCUCAAGCCUAACUAUGAAAACUUUGCUCAGAUGGCAGCUUGCUUGGGAUCAGGUGGACUUUUGGGAGCCAUCGCUGCUAAGCGUAUUGAGGUGACGGACCUCCCUCAGGUAGUGGCCUUGUUCCACAGCCUGGUGGGUGUGGCCGCCGUACUUACCUGUUACAGUAACUACAUUCUGGAGCAGCCACACUUCGCCACUGAUCCAGCGGCCAAUGUCAUCAAGACCUUCCUCUUCCUUGGAACCUUCAUCGGAGGUGUCACCUUCACUGGAAGUCUGGUAGCCUUUGGCAAACUUCACGGCGUACUGAAGUCAGAUCCAUUGCAUUUACCAGGAAGACACUUUCUCAACGGUGGUAUGAUGGCUAGCAAUGUUGCCGCCAUGGGCCUUUUCAUGACUAGCGAAAAUCCAGCAACCACCAUGGGCAUGCUUGGAGUGACAACUGCUUUGUCCUCCGUUAUGGGUGUGACACUUACGGCAGCCAUUGGAGGCGCUGACAUGCCAGUAGUUAUCACUGUACUGAACAGUUACUCUGGCUGGGCCCUGUGUGCCGAAGGCUUCAUGUUGAACAACAACAUCAUGACUAUCGUUGGCGCUAUGAUUGGAUCCUCUGGAGCUAUUCUCUCCUACAUCAUGUGUAAGGCCAUGAACAGAUCCCUGACUAGCGUGAUUCUUGGUGGUUACGGAACCUUGGCUACCGGCGGAGGCAAGCCAAUGGAGAUCACAGGUGAACACACCGAGAUCAAUGUAGAUUCAGCAGCUGAACUCAUCACCCAGGCCCGUAACAUCAUCAUCACCCCUGGAUACGGACUGUGUGUCGCUAAGGCACAAUACCCCAUAGCCGAAAUGGUGGAGCUUCUCAAGAAAAAAGGCAUCAACUGUCGAUUUGGUGUUCACCCCGUCGCUGGCCGUAUGCCUGGUCAGCUGAACGUUUUGCUGGCUGAGGCUGGAGUACCUUACGACGUUGUCUUGGAGAUGGAUGAGAUUAAUGACGACUUCCCAGAAACGGAUCUCGUGUUGGUGAUUGGAGCCAAUGACACUGUUAACUCUGCCGCUGAGGAGGACCCCAAUUCAAUCAUUGCUGGUAUGCCAGUCCUCCGCGUCUGGAACUCCAAAAAUGUGAUUGUGAUGAAGAGAACAUUGGGUGUUGGCUAUGCUGCUGUAGACAACCCAAUCUUCUUCAAAGAGAACACCUCUAUGUUACUGGGAGACGCCAAGAAGACCUGCGAUGCUCUGUUGUCCAAAGUUCGCACACACUACGAUGAUUAACGCUAAUCAAUCAUUAGCAACAUAAAACUGUAAUUUGUUGUAGAAUUGUUUCACAAAUGUGUUUCUUUUAUGAAAAUCAUGUUAAAUUCGUUGAGAAAAUUUAUGUGAACCAAUUCUACAAAGUGAUCAGAAAAAUAGUGCUUUCACCAUCCUUCUUGAAGUAGAAGAAAAUGUUCAGAAAUUCACCAAGAGACAGGUCAUGAUGACAGGAUUAUUCUGUGACUUGAGUUAGCCUUUAUCAUUGGACCCUAUUAGUAUUUGAGAUGAUGGCAGCAUCCUCUAGUCAUUAUUACCUAAAUGACUCCAUAAUUGUUUACUGACAAUUUGUCAUUUUUUAAUGACAUUUUGUCUUGGUCAUUGACAAUUACGAAACCAUGGCGAUGUCUAACCCCAUUUCACAAUCCUGAUUUCAUUCUUUGAUGCUAAGUUUAUCUAACAAAUCUAAAUCUAUAACAAUUAAUUUUAUUAUAAUUAUAAAUUACUCCCAAUAUGCUCUCGUAGACCGAGAUCUUAAGUCGAUAAAGACUGAAACUGUAUUUACAUUAAAUUCUUUUCUUUUUGAAAUACUAUUGUGAAGUGGGUUAGAUAAGCCAAUUAGUGAGAGAGAAAAAUCAGAUGAACAAAUCUUUCAAUUUGGGCCAGACCAAAACUAUUUCGACCGGACAGAUCAAUUCCUCCAAUUCCAUGAUGAUGAAUAAGCUAGAAACAAAAGACCAAAUCUUACAACGAAAUACCAAACCUGGUGGAGACCAUCGGCUCUAUGAAGAAUCUCUAUUAGUCGGCCCUGGGUUUAACUAAUUUGUUUUCCUGUGACUGAACUAAGCCCAUUUACUGGGUGUAUCUUUGAAUAUCUUUAUGAACCCUCAACUGUUUUUGAUUUUGUGUAUUUAUUUUGCUGCUAUAAGUUGGUUGUUAGGUGCUGUGGGUUGAACUCCCAGCACAGUGUGUGUCAGAAAUAAGAGAUCAAUCUGGUGAAGUAAACUCAUUUUAUACACAUA